Messenger RNA from Striga asiatica, 1659 nucleotides. NCBI's taxonomy places the organism in Eukaryota, Viridiplantae, Streptophyta, Magnoliopsida, Lamiales, Orobanchaceae. The record is from the annotation of a GenBank genome assembly.
AUGGAGCACCCGUUCUUCACGGCGGGCUCCGCCACCCGCGCGGAGGCCAUCCGGUGGCUCACAAUCGCCGAGAAGCUCCUCUCCGCGCGUGACCUGCUAGGCAGCCGUUCCUUCGCCACGCGCGCUCGCGACGCCGACCCCACGCUCCCCUUCGCCGACGAAAUCCUCGCCGUGGUAGACACGCUCCUCGCCGGGGACCGCCGGAUCGGGAACAACCAGCCCGAUUUCUACUCGAUCCUCCGCCUCACGCCGCCGCAGGGCGGCGACGCCGACCUCGUCGCCGACCAGUACCGGAGCCUCGUCCUCCACCUCAACCCCCAGCGGAACAGAUUCCCCUUCGCCGACCAGGCCUUCCGCCUCGUCGUCGACGCCUGGUCCGUCCUCUCCAACCCUUCCAGCAAAGCCCUCUACGACAAGGAGCUCGGGUUUUUCAACCCGCACCACCAACCUGACCCGUUCACCGCGCCCCUACCCGCGUUCCAGCAGAAUUUCAUUUUCCCCCAGCAGCCGCCGGUUCAUGGCGGCGGCAGUAGCAGCGUGGCCGCAACCCAAUUCGCUCCGCCUCAGCAGGUACAGGUCCAACCACCACCGCAGGUCGGACCCUUUUUUGGUGGUCCGACCCGGGUACCUCAGAAUUUCAUGGGUUUACAAUCGGGUACCAAUAUCGGCUUCGGGUCAGUACCGAGUCAUGAACCUGUCAAUAAUCCGAUUGCUAGUCAGGGGCAAGAAAAUUAUUCAACUUUUUCUGGUUUUUUUGUAGAUUCUUCUGCUUCUAGGGCAAAGCAGGAACAAUUAAGUGAUAAAAUUAAGUUAAAACAAUCCCAGCAAGAUUACCCAAUUGCUGGUAAUAAAAGUAAUCAACGUGUUUAUGAGAAUGUACAGGAGGAUAUAGACAAUGUAGAACAGACUGUAGAAGAGAAUAUAGAAAAUGUGGAAGCAACAAUGGAGGAGGAGGAUACUGAAAAUCCUCCGGCGAACAAUGAUUUAUUAACUUUCUGGACUGCCUGUCCUUAUUGCUAUUACAUGUAUGAAUAUCCUAGCAUUUAUGUCGACUGUACUAUGAGAUGCCAAAACUGCCAGAUGGCAUUUCAAUGCGUGGUGAUUCCUUCACCUCCGCCAGUCCCUGACGGUCAAGACGCAUAUUUUUGCUGCUGGGGUUUUAUCCCUUUUGGCUUUUCGAUAGAGGAAUGGCAAAAAAAUAAAAUCCCUCCUCCUAAAUGGAACCCCAGAAAUUCGGGCCCUAGGGUUUACAUUGACGAUGAUGAAGAUGUUGACAUUUUUGCGGAUAUAUCCAGUUCGAGCGAGUCUGAGUCUGAUAUCGACUGGCAAUAUGACAGUUCUCAAAAAGGGAGGACAAAAUCGUCAUACGUAAAAAGAAAGGCAGCUGGUAGGACUCCCAAGAGGCGCUCGAGGAAAAAAGCAGCAGUGCAAGAUGGGGCUAAUAGGAAACAGCCUAAUAGGAUUGCAAAGAGUUUGGGGAAACUGGAUUUGAAUGUGGAGUUGAGUAAUGAAGCUGAAGAGCGUGCUCAGAGUGUGAAUAAAGAUAACGAGGAUGAUAGCACUGAGGGGGUUGGGUUUUUCGAGGGUCUGGACGAGUUAUUCAGCAACUUGCCGAUUCUUAAUGCUGUGGUUGAUGACAAGGUUGUCAAGGCGGCUUGA